Messenger RNA from Microplitis mediator, 3000 nucleotides. Its product is annotated as Kv channel-interacting protein 1-like. The coding region runs from base 96 to 902 and encodes 268 amino acids. The record is from RefSeq and is a predicted model, not a curated record. Gene Ontology annotation, molecular function: calcium ion binding. NCBI's taxonomy places the organism in Eukaryota, Metazoa, Arthropoda, Insecta, Hymenoptera, Braconidae. The transcript is spliced from 5 exons.
GAAGCUGUUGUCUCGUCAAAUAAAUAUAAAAAGUAUUUAUCUGCAAGUAAACUUAACUUCUAUUUGUUUCAAUUGAUAUUAUAAUUAUAUCGUCGAUGUAUUCGGUACAUGUGACAGCGGAGAGAAGAAAGUCAACAGUUUCUGUUACGUCAGCGCAACCGAGUACUUCAAAAUGCCGUGAUAGUGAAGUUUUAUUUAACGUUAGACGUAAAUCUAUUCCUGUACGAAUUAUUAAUUACGUUAAAGAAAAAUUUCAUUCCCAAGAUACAGCUGAGGACGAUGAGCUUGAGGAUGUCACGGACGUUUUAGGAACAUCUGGAGCCGCUAGUAUUCCAUUAGGUCGCCAUUGCCCGGAGCAAUUGGCAACGCUUGCGGCAACGACACGAUUUACUCGCAAGGAAAUACAAUUAAUUUACCGGGGGUUUAAACAGGAGUGUCCUACUGGUCUUGUUGAUGAGCAAGGAUUCAAGCAAAUUUUUUCACAAUUUUUUCCACAGGGUGACGCCAGUCAGUAUGCUCACUACGUAUUCAAUACAAUGAAGCGAAAGCACGCGGGAAAAAUAAGUUUCGAGGAAUUUUUGGCGAUACUCUCAAAAGUAUCACGUGGGUCAGUCGAAGAAAAGCUUCAAUGGGUAUUCGGACUUUACGACCUCGACGGCGACGGAUUGAUCAGCAAAGAAGAAAUGCUCGACGUCGUCGGGUCCAUUUACGAAAUGCUCGGGCGUUACACGCAGCCGCAGAUUCUCGAGCCGCAGCUGGCUGCCAAAGAACACGUCGAGCGAAUUUUCCAUCUAAUGGACGCCAACAAAGACGGAGUUGUAACAAUUGAGGAAUUAGUGCAGUGGUGUUCAAAAGAUGAACAAUUACUUCAAAGUCUCGAUACACUCGACACCGUAUUAUGAAAUUUCUAAUUAUCAUCACCAUAUUUCAGUAUUAAAAAUCUAUAUCAAUAAAAAAUUUUUUUUAUACUUUUUUUUAAAUAAAUUUUUUUUAGUACCAAAAGGCGAAAAUAAUUUUUCAAAAAUGACAUCUUAAGACUUAUCGCGACUAUUCACCCGCGGGCACAAUAAUUUUAUUUAAAUUUUCCUGGGUUACGUCUAAAUAUCAGUCAUAAUAUCGGUAGCUAUCAAAAAAAUUUAUAUGGGAAUCCACAUGGGUUACUAUGGAAAUCCGAACCAUGCCAUAUCCAUAUGGGAUUCUAGUAUAGAUUCUCAUGUGGGUUUUAAUGAAAAUUUCCCAUGGGGAUGUGAAUGAUGCCAAAAUUCAUAUGGAAAAUUUUUUAUAGAUUAGGAAUUGAGAAAAUUAUAUUUCCUAUAUGGAAAUCCAGGUACCCACAGUUUCCCAUAUGAAUUUCCCAUAUGAGAAUCCAGAUACAGUCGAACUCCAUUAAUUCGGAUUCCAUUAUCUCGGAACUUCCCCUCAAUCUUGACCCCCACUACGAGCUACGCUGUCUCCCACCCGAUAUACAUUUGUAUGUCUCUGUCUAUAUUUAUCUAUAAAUUAUCCAUGUAGAUGUAAGAGCGCAUGCGUGAUAGUUUCCUUUUAAGGAAGAAGGGGCAUCCGUUAACCCUUCAGCACCCGCGUUAGAACAACGUAAAACAUUACCCGCGUGAUGAGAAAAAGUCUCUCACGCUUCGGCGCAUCGUAAAUUUUAAGUCAAAUAAAACAAAAAUAUUAUGCACUUUCCCGAUUAUGACGUAAUUAUAAUUUAUUUGAAUAUUUCGCUUGUUUUUAUUUUUAAAUUUUCUAUAAUGUACUUGUUUUUUACUUUUUAAUUUUGUAAGUAAUGACAGACUUAACGGCUGAAAAAAACGCCGGUGAUUGCCGAAAAGAUUCGGAACUGCCCGAACUGAGCCAAACCGUAUUAAUUUUUAUGCCUUACUUUACUCGCGUGAUGAAAAAAAGUCUCAUUGCUUUUUAAAAUAAAUUUUUUAAAAAUAUUUUUUAUGUUCGAAAUAAUUUUUAAAUUUCAAAAUCAUAAAAAGCAUAAAAUUUCAUUAAGACUGUACCCGCAGUUUCCUACAUGAAUUCUUAUAUAAAUCCAUACUUUCCUACAGGAAUUUCUAUGAGGUUCCAUGCAAUGCUAUGAAUUUUUUUGAUGCGACAGACAAAAUAUCAGAUAAAAAAAUAUCUCAUACUAAAAUAUCACACGUGAAAUAUUCUAGGCAUAAAAUAUCGAUAUGUACAAAAUUUUGAUGAUUUUUUUUACGCAUAAUAUUGAAACGCUGGGAAAUUUGGACACAUAUUUUGACAGCAGAUAAGUAGACCUACUGAUAUUUUUUCGUGAUAUUUAGUCGCGACGCCUUUUCCUGACGUUUAUGACCCUGCGGUUAUUUUGUCCGCGGGUAAAAUGUCGCGGAAUUGAUCUUAUUUAUCAACUUAAUGUCUUAUCUUUAAUGUUUAACUUAAUCGAAUCUAUAUCUGAAAGCCUGUAUGUCUUCUUUGAAUUUUAAAUCUUACAGGUAAAUCUUUAAAGUCUUUAUUCUUUGGCUGUUUAAAAAAAUAUAUAACGCAAAGUGCCACUUGUCAAAAAAUAAAUUAUUUAUUCUGAUAAAUAAUUUUUUUUUUAAAUAUCAGACUAUAUAUAUAUAUUUAUAUAUAUAAUUACACGCUACAGUAAUUGCGAUGUGUCAAAAAAUUAAAUAGCACAAUUUUAAAUUGACAUUUUACUGAAUUACAUUGAAAAAAAAUAAUUUAUUUUUCUCAGUGUAGUAAAAAAAAAAAUCGGGAAAUGUGGAAUUUUAGUGAGAACUCAAUUUUUUUUUGGAUUCGUCAUGAUUUUUUUUUGGGAGAAGUAUAAAAUUUUUUAAAAUUUUGAAUUAAUUUGUGACCUAAUUUCGCUCCACUUUUCCUAUGAUUAAAAAAUAAAGAAAAAGAAAAAAAAACUGUACCCCAGUGUCUUUCAAAAAUGCCAAGUACUUGGCACACGUUCAUUAUAAAAAAAAAAAAAUUAUAAAGAAGUCGAAUUAGUGCAGUAGGAAAAAAAAAUUACUAAUUUUU